Mycena indigotica is the source of this 1119-nucleotide messenger RNA. RefSeq names its product Isocitrate dehydrogenase. The coding region runs from base 1 to 1119 and encodes 372 amino acids. Gene Ontology annotation, molecular function: isocitrate dehydrogenase (NAD+) activity. Gene Ontology annotation, biological process: isocitrate metabolic process; tricarboxylic acid cycle. The transcript is spliced from 9 exons. Gene Ontology annotation, cellular component: mitochondrion. The record is from RefSeq and is a predicted model, not a curated record. NCBI's taxonomy places the organism in Eukaryota, Fungi, Basidiomycota, Agaricomycetes, Agaricales, Mycenaceae.
AUGCUCCGCUCAGCGCUCACUUCUGCCUCUCGGUCAGCUCUUUCGCGUCCGGCCACCACACUCGCCCCCGAGGCAUUCUCCAAGGUCUCCCAACGGCCUACAACCAAGUAUGGCGGCAUCUACACCGUCACCCUCAUUCCUGGUGACGGUAUCGGCGCAGAAAUUACCGACUCGGUGAAGGAAAUUUUCGAGCACGUCAAUGCACCUAUCGAAUGGGAGCAAUACGAUGUCUCUGGAAUGUCCUCGUCGGGCGAGGCACUAUUCAAGCAGGCUAUGGAUAGUUUGAAGCGUAACAGAGUAGGAUUGAAGGGGAUUCUUUUUACUCCCAUUUCACAGUCAGGUCACAUUUCUUGGAAUGUUGCGAUGCGCCAGCAGCUCGACAUCUACGCCUCAGUUGUCCUUUGCAAAUCGUUGCCAGGAUUCUCGACGCGUCAUUCCAACGUGGAUUUUGCUAUCAUCCGUGAAAACACUGAGGGCGAGUACUCAGGUCUCGAACAUCAGAGCUACCCUGGCGUUGUAGAGAGUUUGAAGGUGUCAACUCGGGCAAAAGCGGAGCGUAUCGCUCGUUUCGCAUUCGAUUUCGCAUUAAAAAACAACCGCAAGAAAGUCACUUGCGUCCACAAGGCAAACAUCAUGAAGCUUGGUGAUGGUUUGUUCCUCAACACGUUCCGCCGCGUCGCAGAAGAGUACAAGUCUGCUGGUAUCGAGUCUAACGACAUGAUUGUCGAUAACACAUCAAUGCAGCUGGUGGCCAAACCACAGCAAUUCGAUGUCAUGGUCAUGCCCAACUUGUACGGGGCGAUUGUCUCGAACAUCGGAGCUGCUUUAGUUGGUGGGCCUGGCAUUGUCCCUGGCUGCAACAUUGGAUCUGAAUAUGCUCUGUUCGAACCUGGCUGCAGACACGUCGCUAGCGAUAUCAUGGGCACAAACCGCGCCAACCCUGCUGCUAUGAUUCUCAGUGCAACCAUGAUGUUGAGACAUUUGGGACUCGACCCACUUGCCAACCAAAUUGCGUCGGCCACCUUCGAGGUCAUCAACGCUGGAAAAGUCCGCACCGCAGACAUGGGAGGCUCCGCCACGACCUCAGAAUUCACCUCGGCGAUCAUCAAUGCUCUAUGA